UAGGAAGAUAAGGUAAAGGACCAGUGUGUGCGUGUGAAAUCAACUAAAGAUCAUCAUCAUCCUCCAACUCCAAAUUCCUCUCCUUCCUUUUCACAACCACCACUUCACUCUCCUUCCUCAUGCUCUUGCACCAGGUUGGUCUCACUCUCCACUGAAGCUAGCUAGCAAGGUCUUUCAGGCACAGAAGUGAAGUGUGUGUUUUGAAGAGAAAAAGGAAAAAAAAAUGUAUGGGGAUUGCCAAGUCAUGUCAGAUACUCUCUUCUCGUCACCGAUCCAGAACCCUAACUUCAACUUCAUCUCCACCAUGCCUUUUCACCCUUUUCCUCCCAUGAAAGAAGAAGAUUCUAUGUUGGGAGGGAAAGAAGAGAUGGAAAGUGGUUCUGAAAGUGAACAAGUUGAAGACAAGUCCGGGAACGAGCAAGAGAUCACUGAACAGCCUAAGAAAAAACGUUAUCACAGGCACACUGCUCGCCAGAUCCAAGAAAUGGAAGCUUUGUUCAAGGAAUGUCCACACCCGGAUGAUAAGCAAAGGAUGAAACUAAGCCAUGAUCUAGGCCUAAAACCACGCCAGGUCAAGUUCUGGUUCCAAAACCGCCGAACCCAGAUGAAGGCACAGCAAGAUCGAUCAGAUAAUGUGAUACUUAGAGCUGAGAAUGAUAGUCUAAAGAAUGAGAACUAUCGGUUACAAGCAGCGCUGCGUAGUAUUAUAUGUCCAAAUUGUGGUGGCCCGUGCAUGAUGGGCGCGGAAAUGGGCUUGGAUGAACAGCAGCUUCGCCUUGAAAAUGCUCGGUUGAGAGAAGAGUUGGAACGUGUAUGUUGUAUCACUUCAAGAUACACUGGUCGCCACAUCCAGACUAUGGCAGCUUCUCCUGCUCUCAUGGCUCCUUCAUUGGAUCUGGACAUGAACAUCUACUCAAGGCACUUUGGGGAAACCCUUCCUCCCUGCACAGAAAUGAUUCCUGUGCCAAUGCUACCUCCUGAAGCUUCACCAUUUCACCAAGAAGACGGUCUGUUAAUGGAAGAUGAGAAGCCCCUUGCCAUGGAGCUUGCAGCGUCUUCAAUGGCUGAGCUAGUGAAGAUGUGCCGCACAAACGAGCCACUGUGGAUCCGAAGCAGUACUGAUAGUGAAAGGGAAGUGCUUAAUUUUGAAGAGCACGCGAGGAUGUUUCCAUGUCCUCUGAGCCUAAAGCACCAAAGUGAAAUGAGGACUGAAGCUACCCGUGACACUUCUGUGGUUAUAAUGAAUAGUGUCACUCUUGUUGAUGCUUUUCUUGAUGCACAAAAAUGGAUGGAGCUGUUUCCUUCAAUUGUUUCUAGCGCAAAAACUGUCCAAAUUAUAUCUUCAAGUGCUUCUGGUCAUGCAAAUGGGACACUUCAGCUGAUGUAUGCAGAAUUACAAAUGCUUUCUCCUUUGGUCUCCACACGCGAGACUCAUUUCCUUCGGUAUUGUCAACAAAACGCUGAGGAGGGAACCUGGGCCAUUGUUGAUUUCCCAAUUGAUAGCUUUCAACAAAAUUUCCACACUUCUUAUCCCAGAUACUGCAGGAGGUGUUCUGGCUGUGUGAUUCAAGAUAUGCCAAAUGGGUAUUCAAGGGUAACAUGGGUUGAGCAUGCAAAAGUAGAAGAGAAGCCUAUUCAUCAGAUAUUCUGCAACUAUGUGUAUAGUGGAAUGGCAUUUGGAGCACAGCGCUGGUUAGGAGUUUUGCAGAGGCAAUGUGAAAGGGUUGCAAGCCUCAUGGCCAGAAACAUAUCAGAUCUUGGAGUGAUACCUUCCCCAGAAGCAAGAAAGAACUUGAUGAAACUAGCUCAGAGAAUGAUAAAAACCUUCAGCCAUAACAUGAGCACCUCUGGUGGUCAAUCAUGGACUGCCAUAUCAGAUUCCCCUGAAGACACAGUUAGAAUCACAACUAGGAAAGUCACAGAGCCUGGCCAACCCAAUGGGGUGAUUCUCAGUGCUGUUUCAACCACCUGGCUUCCCUAUUCUCACACUAAGGUCUUUGAUCUUCUAAGGGAUGAACGCCACAGAUCACAGAUGGAUGCUCUUUCGAACGGGAACUCGUUGAACGAAGUGGCUCACAUUGCAAACGGCUCGCAUCCUGGAAACUGCAUUUCCCUUCUCCGCAUAAAUGUGGCGAGCAACUCAUCCCAGAACGUGGAACUGAUGCUACAAGAGAGUUGCACAGACCAAUCAGGAAGCCUAGUAGUCUACACCACCAUCGACGUUGAAUCUAUUCAGCUAGCCAUGAGCGGCGAGGACCCUUCCUGCAUUGCCCUUCUUCCUCAAGGGUUCAUGAUAGUGCCAAUGGUACCAUCCAAUUCCACCGAUGCCAAUUCACCCGAAGCUGGUGCUGGUAACACUUCAGGUUGUCUUCUGACAAUGGGGCUGCAAGUUCUGGCAAGCACAAUCCCCACUGCGAAGCUGAACCUUUCAAGCGUGACGGCGAUCAACAACCACCUCUGCAACACUCUGCACCAGAUUGAAGCUUCUCUUUGCAGUGCUAACGGUUUCCUUGUUGCUGAACCCACUACCAGUGCACCCAUCACAAAGCAGUGAUGAAUUGAUAUGCAA
Molecule: messenger RNA, 2569 nt
Organism: Lotus japonicus
Lineage: Eukaryota; Viridiplantae; Streptophyta; Magnoliopsida; Fabales; Fabaceae
Product: homeobox-leucine zipper protein HDG5
Exons: 12
Coding region: 224-2554 (776 amino acids)
Biological process (GO): regulation of DNA-templated transcription
Molecular function (GO): lipid binding; DNA binding; DNA-binding transcription factor activity, RNA polymerase II-specific
Source: RefSeq, a predicted model, not a curated record